GGUAUAUGUAGUAGAUGAAGUCAAAGUCAGGUGUAGUUAACAAUGGCUCUUCCACGGGUGUGCUGUUUCUCCGUGAUCAUCAUUGUCUUAUGCAAAGACGGACAUUCUCAGCAGCCUGAGUGCGGCAGGGCUGUGAAAAACAGCAGAAUUGUGGGAGGUGAAAAUGCAUCCCCAGGAAGUUGGCCAUGGCAGGUAACUUUAUUCAUUGAUGAAAGUUUGUGUGGAGGAUCCCUGAUCACCGACCAGUGGGUACUGACAGCUGCUCACUGCAUUACACCUUCUGAUCGCAACAGCACAAUAGUGUAUCUAGGCCACAACUAUCUUUUCGAUCCAGACCCGAAUAAAGUGACUCAGACGUUGGAAGAUAUCAUUUGCCAUCCUGAGUACGACGCCUCGACAAACGACAAUGACAUUUGUCUCGUAAAGCUGUCUACUCCUGUGAAAUUCACAGACUACAUUCAGCCGAUCUGCCUAGCAUCUGAAAACAGCACUUUCUACAAUGGGACCAGCAGCUGGGUCACUGGCUUUGGAGAUACAACUGGUAGCGAAUCCUUCCCAGAGACUCUGCAGGAGGUGAAUGUCCCUAUAGUGGGAAACAACGAGUGCAAAUGCUACUAUCAAGACAUCACUGAGAUUACAGAGAACAUGAUCUGUGCUGGGCUGAAAGAGGGAGGGAAGGAUUCAUGUCAGGGAGACUCGGGAGGACCACUUGUGACAAAGAAAGACUUAGUCUGGGUCCAGAGUGGAGUUGUGAGUUUUGGUGAAGGCUGCGCCCUGCCUAAUAGACCUGGAGUCUACGCUCGUGUGUCCAAGUACCAGAAGUGGAUCAGCAACACCGUCAGUGGGACACCACCAGGCUUUGUAACCUACACCUCUCUGGGCCCUGACAGUGAUUUAGACUUCAUCUGCCCAGCAUCAGCUAUUCCUACAACUUUCCCCACAGAUGACUCUCCUUUCACUUUUCCUCCCUCUACCACCUUAUGUGAGGAUUUGUUUUGCAGUGUUAAAAUCUUGAUCCACUUCACUCACUUCACUUCAUUCUGUGUUCUUGUUGUGUUGCUCCAUGUGCUUGUUUGAAGUGGAGGAAUUUAACUCCAAAUCUUAACUGGAAAUUUAACUUAGAGGAGCUUAGAGCUUGAGUUUGUAGUUACUUUACAAAUUAAGAGUUUUCACUAAUAUAUAUCAUGAUCUAAAGAAAUGAGAUGAAAUGUUAACAUGUCAUUCCAAUGAAACACUGGAUCUUGUCAAAUUGAAAUGGGUAUUUUUUUUGCUAUUUUAAAAUUAAUUUUUUGUUAAAUGCUGAGUAUAAUAAGCCAUAUAAAUAAUAAACAUUUAUUACAAUGUA
Messenger RNA from Oreochromis niloticus (Nile tilapia), 1345 nucleotides. Its product is annotated as serine protease 27-like. The record is from RefSeq and is a predicted model, not a curated record. The transcript is spliced from 6 exons. Gene Ontology annotation, biological process: proteolysis. Lineage: Eukaryota; Metazoa; Chordata; Actinopteri; Cichliformes; Cichlidae. Gene Ontology annotation, molecular function: serine-type endopeptidase activity. The coding region runs from base 43 to 1077 and encodes 344 amino acids.